Molecule: messenger RNA, 1795 nt
Organism: Effrenium voratum
Lineage: Eukaryota; Dinophyceae; Suessiales; Symbiodiniaceae
Source: the annotation of a GenBank genome assembly
UAUUGAUGUGUCCUUCGAUGUGGGGCUAGCGAUGCCCGCUACAGCGCCUGAGUUGGGUUUGAGCCUGACGGAUGACCACUGGCGAUGUCGCAAGGAGGCCUGUGAGAAGAUCCUGCGCCUGGACACGGGCUCGGGGCAGCUGGUCUUCAACCGCCUCACGGCCACCUUGAGCGAUGGUAACUUGCGCGUACGGCGCGCUGGUGCCAGCACGCUCGCCGGGAUGUGCCUACCAGAGGUCUGGGGCAAGAAGCCGGCAGAGUUCGGUGCCCGGGCCGUGUCAGAGCUGACAUGCCACCUUGCAGACGCAGACCCCUUGGUUCGGAAGGUGGCGCGGGAGCCGCUGGACCAGUUGCAGCGCCAGGCCCUGGUGGGUGACGUGGUGGUGGCAGGCCAAGCGGCCCUGCCACAGCUGAAGGCCCGGCUGGCGGACGAGGACUGGCAGGUGCGGGACGCCACGGUGCGCGCGUUGGGCACCUUCGGCCCCGGAGCUUUGUCCCUGGCCCAGGAUAUGGCGCGGCUGCUGGCAGAUGACAGCGCGGUGGUCCGGGGCUCCGCGAAGAAUGCGCUGGACAGCCUGGUAGGAGUCGGGCUGGCGGCAGCUGACCUGACAGUGGUGGUGCAGCCGAAUGUGCGUCUCUUCGUGCAGCGGCUGAAGCACGAGGACCCCAAGGUGCGAUGCGCCGCCUGCUGGGCGCUGGGCUUCGGGGCGGGCACCGCCGUGGGCCUCGCCACGAUGGCAGACCUUCUGGUCAUUGAAUCGAACCCGCUGCUCCUGCUGGUGACCAUCGAGGCCAUGGGCUUUAUGGGCCUGGAGGUGCUGGCGGCGGCGCCGGAGCUGGGGCUGUGCCUCAAGACCUUCCUGAGCCAGGCCAGAGAAGAGGACAGGGUGCCCAUAGAGGCGGCGGACGAAGCUGUGAGGCAGUUGGGUACGAAGACCCUGCUGACGUUACACCAGGAGAUAGUGAAGGUCAUCGGCCGCGCCAUUGGCAAGAACCCCCGGGUCAAGGACGCAGUCGAUCGAGCCCAGCACUAUGCUUCGAGGAUCGGGCGGAAGACCCAUGUGCAGCGAGAGGAGGGCGUGGAGGCGCUCAUGGGGUUGCAGCUGCCCCACGUGGCGGCCAUCACCGAACUGCUACGCAUCAUCCUGGACCCAGCCUGCCCUGGCGCACAGGCUGGCGCGCCCAGUUUGUACCUCGCCAUCGAGACCCUGGAAAAGUUCAGGGAGGCGAAGUUGAUGGGCGGAAUGGACAUGAGCCGCUCGGGGACGGACAUGGUGAAAGGGCUGCUUGUCUGCCUGGAGGACGAGAGCUGGCAGGUGCGCCUGGCCAGCGCCGAGGCGCUGGCGAAGCUCAGCUGCGCCAUGCGCGCGCCCUUGAACUGCAUCCGGAAGCACAAGGCCUCCAAGAAGCCCCAAAUGCAGGAAGCGGCGACCAUCCUGUGGCAAAAGAUGGAGGAUAAUCAGGCCUGGCUCAAUGUCCGGCAGAUGUCGGAGAGCGCCAUCCGCCUGCUGAGGACCUUGAGCAACUCGCCCAGCAAAGCAGGAAACCUCAGCGACCAGGAGAAGCAGUUCAUCCGCACCGUGGCCUCCUCGACCAUGAAGAGCCUCAUCGACGCUGGGCUGGCGGAGAAGAGCGGGCUCUCGCAUGAGAAGGAUCGCAAGAAGAGGGAAACCAGGAAAGAAGACGCCGGAGGGCGCGGCCGGGAGCCGCCCUGAGCGACGUCUGAGAAACCGCCCGGCUUCGGUGCCCAGAGGUGGCCUCGUUAGGUCAGUUUGAGCUAGAAAUGGAUGGGUUCC